AUGUCUGGGCCCUACGACUCGUACUCCGGCUACGGCCAACAAUCACAAUACCCUCAACAAGGAUACGGCGGCGGCUAUCCUCCUCAACAAAGCUACGAUCAGGGAUACCAGCAACAACAAUAUGGCCAACAGGGCUACCAAAGCUAUCCUCCUCAAGAUCAAGGCUUCGGCCCACCACGCCGACAGGACUCUUUCGGCCCACCUCAGCACGGUGGCUUCCAACAUGGUCAAGCAGGUGGUCAAUAUGGCGCAUAUGAUGCGAGCAACCCACAAGGGCAUCCAGGCUACUAUGGCCAACAACAAUACGGUGGCAAUGACGCCUAUGCUCAGAACCAGGCGUAUCAAGCACAAAUGGCCCAAGGCGGUCAACAAGGCGGCCAACUACCCGAUGUGAGCCAACAUCAAUUCGCGCCACAAUCCAGCGAUCCCAAUGCUCCUAACUAUGAUCCUAAUGCUCCUCCCAUGACUGAAAGUGAUCGAGGUUUGUUGGGCGCCAUCGGCGGUGGCGUCGGUGGCCAUUUUCUAGGCAAAAAAGCCCACCAUGGUUUCCUCGGUACCAUCGGUGGCGCCAUUUUGGGCAGCGUUGCUGAAGAUUUGCUCAAAGACAAGAAAAAGCACCACGGCAGCAGCAACAGCAGCUGGGGUGGCAGCAAAUACUAG
Molecule: messenger RNA, 660 nt
Organism: Rhinocladiella mackenziei CBS 650.93
Lineage: Eukaryota; Fungi; Ascomycota; Eurotiomycetes; Chaetothyriales; Herpotrichiellaceae
Exons: 1
Coding region: 1-660 (219 amino acids)
Cellular component (GO): outer membrane
Source: RefSeq, a predicted model, not a curated record